CCGCAACCAGAGCCCCACCUCACCACUUUAAUAAGUCAAUCAAAAGUCCAACCUUUAUAAUCAAUCAAAAAGCUUUUAAUGUCCACUUAACAAUCCACCAAUGAACGAAUCUCCGGCCAUCACCACCACCACCGGCGGCGGCCAUAAACGCCACAAACCCAAAUACCCACAACCCCCACUCACCAUCCCUGCCGGCUGUACAUGUUUCCGUCUUCUCUGCCACUCUUCCCGCAUCGGCGGCAUCAUCGGAAAAUCAGGGUCCAUCAUAAAACAACUUCAACAAGAAACCCAGUCCAAAAUCCGGGUCGAAGACCCAUUACCCGGAUCCGAAGACCGGGUCAUAACUGUUUUAGGCAAUACCCAGAUCACCAAAACGAUGUCGUUGAACAACACAAAUAGUUUAGCUGAGAAUGAUGUUGAAGUGUCAAGUGCAAUAGAAGGUUUGGUUAAGGUUUUUGAGAGGGUUUUAGUAGUUGCUAGUGAAGUUGAUGAAGAUGGAAAUGGAGGAGGAGGAAAUCUUGGCAAAAAUGGUAUUGUUUCGUGUCGAAUAUUGACGGAUAAAAGUAUCGUUGGGUCGGUUAUUGGGAAAGGAGGGAAGGUUAUUGAGAAGAUAAGGAAAGAUAGUGGGUGUAAGAUUAGGAUUUUGGUUCAAGAUCAAUUACCUUCUUGUGCUUUGCCUAAUGAUGAAAUGGUUGAGAUCGAGGGUGAUAUUUUGGCUAUUAAAAAGGCACUUACUGAUGUGGCACGAUGUCUUCAAGAUUGCCCCUAUGCUAACAAGACCAAGACAGUUUUAGGUAGACCCCAUCAUGCGAUCCCUCAGGAGACUAUAUCCAACGGGCACAAGGAUUUUCAGUCUGUAUUGUCAAAAGGUGACACCAUUCCUUCCAUGGAUCCCCGAGCUUCUCAGCAGGAAAUAGUUUUCAGGAUACUAUGUUCCAAUGAUAGGGUGGCCAGCAUAAUAGGAAAGUCAAGGACAGUUAUUCAAGCUCUAAAAAAUGAAUCAGGUGCUAAUAUAACCAUUGGAGCUCCUGUUUCUGACUGUGAUGAACGGCUAAUCACUAUUUCUGCUAUGGAGACCCUAGAAUCAUAUAAAUCUUCUGCACAAAGUGGUGUCAUCCUUGUAUUUGAUAGGAUCGUUGAUUCAUCACCAAAGGGCACAUCGGUUUCUGCUAGACUAUUGAUUUCACCAAACCAAGUUGGUUGUCUGUUGGGUAAAGGUGGCUCCAUAGUUGCAGAUAUGAGAAAGGUGACUGGUGCUUUUAUAAAGAUAGUUGGUGACCAUCAAGUCCCAAAGUGUGCUUUGGAUACUGAUCAAGUAGUACUGAUGACAGGAGAGUUUGAAAACGUACGAGAUGCUUUAUACAGUGUUACUGGCAGGCUGCGAAACAACUUAUUUUCCAGCAAAAUGUCAAAUGGCACUGCAACCAGGAGCACAUAUGCUCGAGGGAAUGGUUAUCAUUCUAAUGAACACACAAAUUUAACUCGGGGUAUGGAUGGUCUCAAUCUAUCAAGUAGUAUAGAUUGUCACCCCACAUCUGCAAAACGGCAAUCGUUGAUGGGAGAGGGUAAUCCUGGGAUGAGACAGCAUGUUGGCACAAGAUCAACUUCUGUUAAAGGUGGUAUUGAGCUUGGCAGUGGUGGUAGAUCUGCUAUAGUGACCAAUAUGAGUGUGGAAAUUACGGUACAUCAAAAUGUCAUUGGUUCAGUUUAUGGGGAGAAUGGAAGCAACCUAACUCGCCUAAAACAGAUUUCUGGUGCAAAGGUUGUUGUGCACGAACCACAUUCAGGAACAAGCGACCACAUUGUCGUGAUUUCUGGCACGCCCGAUGAAACCCAGUCAGCUCAGAGUCUCCUUCAAGCGUUCAUACUUGCUGGCCAAUCAUGACAAAGAACUGAUCGAAGGAACCUCUACAAAAGUUUGCUAAGUCAACAAGGUUUUUUGGGAUGAUGAGAUGAAUAUAGGCAGCUGUUACAAUUUUAUAUCAAUUUACAGAAAUUUUGUUAGAUUGUUAAUUUGUUUGGUUUCCUUUUCCAUACACCUUUACAUACCAAGUCCCGAUGAAUUUAACAUAUCUGUGACUUGCAGCAAACAUGUGAUGUACAAACAGCUAAAAGUUAAUAAAAUGAUGUAUCAUAAGCAUGUGGGUUUACUGGUUUCAA
Messenger RNA from Erigeron canadensis, 2160 nucleotides. Its product is annotated as KH domain-containing protein HEN4-like. Gene Ontology annotation, molecular function: mRNA binding. The record is from RefSeq and is a predicted model, not a curated record. Gene Ontology annotation, cellular component: nucleus; cytoplasm. Gene Ontology annotation, biological process: regulation of gene expression. Bases 101 to 1885 code for a protein of 594 amino acids. Lineage: Eukaryota; Viridiplantae; Streptophyta; Magnoliopsida; Asterales; Asteraceae. The transcript is spliced from 7 exons.